CGCUCAGGUGAAGAGGUAAGCCCACCCUUCAGGAAAGGUAGUAUUGAAGGGGCAUUACCCUACCUAUGUACCCUACCUAUUAUAUUAACAUAACCUUGCAGGAAGUUAUAUUAAUCGGGUGCCUAUCCGCGAAUAAAUUCCCCCGCCCCUCAACAUCCCCGCGCCAAUCCUUCCGUCUCCGGGAUACUACCGCAUAUGCUCGCAGAAUCUUGGAUACUACGGUAUAUUAGGAAUGCCAUAUUGCGUGGGUAGCUUUGUGCGGCGUAGAUACCUAACUGAAACACCAAUGGGGCUGAGAGUCCGGUGAACGUCGUUUUGGAUGCGGUUGAAGGCGUUUUCGAGGGGUUGGAGAUGGUGCAUGAUUGCGGCUGGAUAUAUAUUGGAGUAAGUAGAUGUUUCUAUCUGCGCGUUUACGCUCCCCGAAGCAAUUCUAUAGCUUCUAGGUGUAGCUAAUAGGGCUAAGAUUCGUUCGAAAAACAAUCUUAACUUGAAGCCUUGAAAGAACUCCAUUGCAUGAAAAUUCUGUAUGAAAAUUCUGUAUUGAACUAAGCUUGCAGCGCGAAUAUAUCGGCUAUGGACUUCGAAGAAGCUAUUCAGCUUGGCAGGCCCUCCGUGGGAGUGCCAACAAUGUACCUCGUCUCGAGUCUCCUCAUCAUCGGCCUUUACGGCCUCUACCGCCAGCUCCUCCCCAAGCCCCUCCCUGGCAUCCCCUACAACCCCCUGUCCGCGUCCUCGCUUCUAGGCGACGGCCCUGAUAUGGCGCGCACCGUCGGCGCAACUGGUGAGUUCGGCCCCUGGUGCGCGGCACAGAUCGCCAAGACCGGCGCGCCGCUCUGCCAAGUAUUCGUGCGCCCGUUCUCCCGGCCCUGGGUCUUACUAGCCGAUUUCCGCGAGGCACACGAUAUCCUCGCUCGUCGUACAGCGCCAGCCCGCGACGUUGACUUUGAUAAGUCUAGUUUUAUUACUGAUAGCAUGAGCUGCCUGGGCGAAUUUCAUGCCGCCAUGCGCGCGUCUACGCGUGAGGAUGGCUUUAGGAGUAAUAGAGCGCUUAUGCAGGAUCUCAUGGCCCCGAAGUUCUUGCACGGCGUUAUUGGGCCGAUAGUGCAUGGUAAGGGUUUGGAACUGGUGAGGCUGCUUGAGGCGAAGAUGUUUCUGGCGGGCGAGAGGCCAUUUAGUAUUAAGGCGAACUUCGACUGCCUCUCGUUGGAUGUUAUGUUGUAUUUCGCGUUUAUGGCGAAUUUCGAGCAGACAAACCUAGGUCCACAGAUGGAAUUGGUGUCGCGCAUGACUGCUGCAGACAUACCAAAAGGACAUGUUGACGAACCGGUAACGUUUCCGGAGACGCCAGCCGGGCCGCUCAUCGCCGCGGUGCGUUCGGCGCCGAAAGUAGUCGAAGACUGUAUCGCCUCUUUAGUGCCGUGGCUUAAUCUCUGGUGGUGGAAGAAGCAAUCAUGGUACAAGAAGAUGUUUUUAUACAAGUAUCAAGUUCUUCGUGAGCAGUUUUUAAAGGCACUUGAGGACUAUCGUAAUGGCGAGGUGCGGUCAGCCGCUGCGUACAUGGUGAUGCGGGAGGAGCGGGAGGCAAAGAAGCAUGGUCGUGCCCCGGAGUUUGAUAUUGACGUUCUUUCUGAUGAGCUUUUUGGUGAACUCAUCGCCGGCAAUCACACUACAGGCGGUGCCCUUGGUUGGCUUGUUAAGUGCCUCACCAGCUACCCGCACAUGCAAGCCAAUCUUAGAGAGUCCCUGUACGCCGCUCUACCGCAGGCUAUCACAGAGGGCCGGCCCCCAACCUUCGAGGAGCUGCGACGGACACGGCUGCCUUACCUCGACGCAUUUAUCGAGGAAACGCUACGCCUCAAUCCGGUCCCAGUAACGCGUGAGACAAUCCGCGACACCACGAUCCUCGGCCACCCCGUUCCUAAAGGCUGCCAGAUCUUUCUGAUAUCUAAUGGCCCGGGUUUCCUCGCGCCGUCCCUUGCCGUCUCCGCAUCGGAGCGUAGCCCAGCAGCGCGAGAGACCAAAUGAAACGACCACUGGGACGAGACGCAGGACCUACGAGUAUUUAAUCCAGAGCGAUGGCUCAUUCACAGCGGCGACGGAAAUGCGAAUGUGGAAUUUAAUGCUACCGCCGGGCCACAACUGGUGUUUGGGCACGGGGUGCGAAGCUGUUUUGGGAAGAAGUUAGCGCAGAUGGAGUUGCGGAUAGUAUUGGCGCUGCUUGUGUGGCAUUUUGUAAUGUUAGAGAUUCCCGAGGCACUUUCUGGAAACGAGGCGACGGAGGGGAUUGCGCGAAGGCCGCAAAAGGUAUUUGUCAGGUUGAGUAAAGUGGUUAACGUGUAAGAGGUGUGAAGUGAAAUAGAUGGACAAUAAUAAUGAUGGUGGAUUUACUCUAAAUCCCUAGGUUAGCGCCGUAUUAUAAUGAUACUGUAUCAGCUA
Molecule: messenger RNA, 2436 nt
Organism: Daldinia decipiens
Lineage: Eukaryota; Fungi; Ascomycota; Sordariomycetes; Xylariales; Hypoxylaceae
Product: cytochrome P450
Exons: 2
Coding region: 574-2025 (483 amino acids)
Molecular function (GO): monooxygenase activity; heme binding; oxidoreductase activity, acting on paired donors, with incorporation or reduction of molecular oxygen
Source: RefSeq, a predicted model, not a curated record